This is a messenger RNA of Ectocarpus siliculosus, 596 nucleotides long. NCBI's taxonomy places the organism in Eukaryota, Phaeophyceae, Ectocarpales, Ectocarpaceae. The record is from the annotation of a GenBank genome assembly.
GCCUCGUCGUGGGCACCAGACAGAACUGAACCUCGGUAUACUGCUGUGCUACUUGUGGGAGAGCUUUCGGUGCAAGUUUUGGGCGUUUGGCAGCUUUCUGUGCGAAGAACCGAAUCUGCCUCGCGUCAGGGCUCCUAUACGCGGAGCAACUCGGUCCAGCAGCCGCAUCACCAAGCCCAGCAUGGUCCGUGGUUUCCGCGCCUCGUGCGGCAAAGGCGUGCACGGCAAAGAAGCAGCAGCAGAAGGGGAGCUUCGGCGGUGCUUCGCGUGUGACCGUCUGGGUAGCCGCGACGGGUGCUCGACAAGGUGGCAACACGUGGGGGACUCGCAAACAUGGGCGCUGCUGGGUGAAGUGGUCUGCGAGUGUUGGGUCAGGCUGGCGUCACGAUCGCGAUCUUCAACAGAACCCUCUCCGGGUGGGUGAGUGCAUCUGUUCCCGCACGGACUGCGUACUUGGUUUGUACAAGAAGUACGUGUGGAGGCGCCAGAGGGAAGAAAAAGAACCUUUGCACAAAAUGGAGGUCGGACAGCGGUCGCCGAUGGGCCGGUAUCCCUCGACGGGCUCUCAGGUCGGCUUCGGUACAACCAAGCACUGA